Porites lobata is the source of this 12036-nucleotide messenger RNA. The record is from the annotation of a GenBank genome assembly. Lineage: Eukaryota; Metazoa; Cnidaria; Anthozoa; Scleractinia; Poritidae.
AUGUCAAACCCUUCAAAGGACUUUGGCAGCAUCGCACAAGAAGAAGAUAUCUCAGAUAGCGAAAAUAGGGGAACUAAGAGUAAGAACAGCGACGCCAGUGAAGACCCGCCCCAGCUUAGUGUUAAACUACCCCGCAUGAGUGAUAUCCAGGUACCAACAAAGUUUCGGAAUCAUGCACGCCUUCCUGUCGACAUUUUGUUACUGACUGUAAAGGACUGUGAGUUCUCAGCUUGCUAUAUGCACCUGAACAAUCCAUUCAGAUGUUGGUUUGAUGGUGUUGGUUUUGUUUACCUCGAGGAUGAGAAUAAAGGCCAAGAGGAGAAAGUAAAAGUCGCUUUAUUGCGAUGUCAUGAAGGUUCUGGUGGUCCAGGAGGCUCCAUAGUAACUACAAAAAAUGCUGUCUCAAUGCUUAUGCCCAAAGCAGUGAUUUUAGUUGGAACCUGCAGUAGCCUUCGUCCUGAGGAAACCAAAUUGGGUGAUGUUGUAAUAUCUGCAAAGUUGACAACAUAUGGAUUGAAGGUAGUGACAAACGAAAGAGAGCUGCACAAUAAUAUAAGAACGUUUGCUAGUAAACGAUUUCUUGACCUCAUUAAGGAUGCAGCACUUGGAUGGGAGGCUCCUUUGAAGAACUCAGAAGAUCGAGAAGUCAAAAUUCACAGCAGCGGUGAGAUGUUGAGCAUUCCAGAAGUAAUCAAUGCAGAAUGGCGGCGUAAACAGCUGGCUGAAACCUUUCCUCAAGCAGUGGCCAUUGACUCUGAAGCCGAAGGUAAUGAAAUCCCAGUGGAAAUAGCCUGGGUCAGUCCCGUUAUUGGGGGUGUGGCGCAAAAGACGCCUUGAAUGAGCUAAAAAAAAUCGGCAAGCGAAGCGAGCCUAGCAUUGGACUGGAGAGGGGGGCGGCGGCGCCUAGCACUGCCAUUUUGUCCCCUUCCCAGGCUCCCGUUCGAAUUGCUUUGAUGGUCUUUGAUCGCCGAAUAUUUCAUUCUCUUUUCUCCCCAUUGUGGAAACUGGUCUCAGGCUAUGGGGAUCGGGAAAUACCGUCACAAAAUAGAGCUAAACAUCCCGGGGAGACCAAUCUGAGUGUGGUUCAGUUUUUAGUUGACCUCUGAAAGAGACAAUACUAAAACUGGCAACCAAUUCCUGCAACAGCUAUAGUGACUGAACGUUGUCUUUAACAUAGUGUGACGGCGUUUGGCUUCUUUCUCCAUAUCCCUUUAGCCGCUAUACUAAGCGAUUGGCGAUACCUGUAUGAGUAAAAAUACUCGUCUCUUUCAAAUGGGUUUUCUAACUGCUCGGGAAUAAAAUAAAAUUGAGCGUUUUUCCUCCAUUAAAAAGUAGUCGGAUCACUGCGUCGACACUCGUCGUAUGUAUAGUCCAAAGUGACCCUUGUAGCCUUUCACCAAGUGCUUAGAGAAGUACAGGUUAGAUAAACAUUGCGUUUUUGAAAUAACUUUUCCAAGGUAAUUGGGUUUUUAGGCUUUAUAAACGAUUGUAGAUGGUUUUCACAGUGAGGUCAUCAAAUUGUAAAGUCAAAAUAGCGACGUUUUACGCAUUCUUAUUUACACUAGGUUGAAGAAAAACAAAAAGUAAAUCUUUGUACAAGUUUCCAUUCCCGUAGCUUUUUUCAUUUCGAAAAUAAAGCAAUUUGAACUUCCGAGUUUUCAUAGUGCGUGACACCAAAAUCAUGAGGAAUGCUGUCUCGUUGAAAAAAAAGUCCUUUUGAUUUUCAGCAGAAUAACCAUUUCAAGUAUUAGAAGAUACGUUUAUACGCACGUAUGCUAGUUCUCGAGUGAGAAGAAAGAGCUUUAUAGAAAAAGUGAACUCCAGAUGUUUGUGUUGAUUUCCGGCGGCCAUAUAGGUGCACCAAAACGGGACACCAAUAUGGCUUCUCCAUACAAAGCUCUACAAAGAUGUGUGAAACGUUUCGUUAAAUAACUCAGAAACUGGGGGCCACAAAGACCUGAGGCUUGGACAAAUUGUUUAUAUAUUAGUCUUUUAUAACAUUUCAUUUUCUUGGCUUCUUCCACUGGACGGUUUCCAAUUUAAUUUUUUGUUGCGUGACAGUAAAAACUAUCUAUAAUGAUUUUAAUUCCCCAAUUUUUUAUUUUAAAUUAAAAUUAUUCAUUGAAGAUUAAGGGAAUUUCAUUAUAAAUAAAAACCUAUGGUUAAUCUGAUUUCGAGGACUAUAAUUACAAAAAAGAAAAUCAUUACUAUAAUUUUGUUAAUUUUUCGUGAGUAAAUUUUUUGUUGAUAAAACCAAGAUAUUGAUCGCAGAUUCAUACCUGUUUGUAAAAGUCUGAGAUGAGAACAGACACCGCCCAAAUUAUAUGUGAAGCGGCGCGGAUCGAUCUGUGAGUGUGGUUUCAGCGUCAGAAUGAUAUGUUUCUUCCAGGACAACUAUUCUUUAGCAUACCUUAUUGCAUCCCUUUGUCUCCAUCACAGUAGCCUUCGGUAUAGCGAUUUUGAUUUAGCGUUGAAGAGUAGCAAGCCAUACCUGUUACGAUUCACAAAGUUUUUCACUAAAUUUACGGGUUGUGAUAACGCACCUUUUUAAUUUGAUAUCCCGCCGCCCUACAAGUCUAUUUCUCAUUUAUAGAUGGCCUUAUUUAUGAGGGGUCUGUUUCUGUUGCAGGACUUUACACAGCUGCAUUUGACCUGCAAGUUGAAUGGCUUGUUGUAAAAGGAAUUGCUAAUUAUGCAGAUGGCAGCGUGAAAACAAAUGAAAAUUGGAGCAAAUUUGCGAGUGCUAAUGCUGCUUCUUUAGUUGCCAAAAUUUUGAAUGAUGCUGUUGUCUUCCAAAGAUGGCCUCACUAUCAAGGAAAUGAUGAUCAUGUUAACAAAGGUAGGUUCGUUUCACUAGUUAACAUAGAAAUUAGAAUGUACUAUUGUAUUGUGUUACUAGUUUUGUUAGUAUAGCUUACGAAAUAAAGUGUAAAAAGGUAUAAAUGAAAGGAUCCUCUGAUAUUUUUCUUAGUAUACCCUGAAGUUUAAUGCCCACUUAUAUAUGUUCAUACACUCUUAUAUUAUCUGUUUGCGAUGCUAUCUACUGACUGAGCAUUCCGGGCGGGAGGAGUACACCAUAUGUCAACGAUGUGUACCGCCCAAGGUCUUAUAAUAUUAAUAAUAAUAUUUAUUUACUUAUAUGGUACUAUAUCCAAAAGAAUGCCCCAUAGUGCUUCACAGAGAUAGACUAAAACCUCCCUUACAAUAUAAAAUGAUUUACAGAUUCUCUAACUAAGUAUUAAAAUGGCUAGAAAAACAAAAUUUACAACCAGUAUUAUUAAAAAAAAAACUAAGACUUAAACCUAGAGCUAGAAAAGGCCAGAAAAACAAAAAAAUUACAACUGUUUUAAAAUGAUUUAUACCCUGACCCUAUUUAACUGGAUGAGAAACACGAAAACUGAUACCCUUAUCAACGGGCCAAACCUGAAAAAUGACACCCAAUUUAAGGAGAAAACAAAACCUUACGGAAUUUAGCAGAAACACACAAAUCUUCCUGGCAUCGCUUCCCCAAUACUCUAAGGAACGUUUUAGCAGUUGAUUUGUUUCUCGUCAAGCUGGGCAUUUACGCACUUGAAAGUUAACUGAUAUAAUAACGCUACCCUAUCCGGCUAAGGAUCGCACCGCGAUUACAACGCUAGCAAGGCCAAAAAAUAAUGACACCCUGUCAAGGGCGGACACCCUAAAGAACCAUAUUCUAUAGGGCGGCACAUACCUAUCUAGCCCAUUAUAUCAAGCCCAUAUAUGGGACUCCCCCCCCCCACCCCUCAACCCCGUAUACAGAUCCCUCAAUUCAUGCAGUGUAAGCGUCACCAAACUUGACAAAACUACCAAAUUAAAUUUGAAACUCGAAAAAAGAAUCCCGCUUGAUUGAUACUCAGGAAUAUAGAUAAAUAAAGAAAGAUGUAACCUCUACUAGUCCAUGCUUCUGUUAACAGGUGUUUACGAAACCAAAACUUGCAAAGUUUUUAUUUAACGCAGUAGAAUGCAUAAACAAAACGAAACGGGUAGCCGUCGAGAAAAACUGAAGGUUGCCAAACAGAAUGUUUAGUUAAGGUACAAAAACCACUGCAAAAACCGUGUACGAACAACCUUGCUCAACGUCGGAUCCAAAAAGAUCGUGAUAAGUCAAAAUGUAUAAAAUUUUAAACGUUACAGUCAAGAAGACUUUUGCAGGGACUGAUCAAACAACGUGAAAUAGAGUUAAGUUGCGAUAUUUCGACUGGCCAAUACCAGUCUUCAUCAGGUUUAUUGAGAUAUCACGAAUUUACAGAAAUAUAUAUGAAGUAAAAUAAUGACCGGAAAUUACAUAAUAUGACGUGGUAUGGUGUGGCUACUUAAAAAGACAAGAUAACAAAAAAAUAAAAGAUAUACUAUAUAUAGUUACAGUUCAUCACGUUUAUUGAUUUUCGCUUAUAGUUUACUUCAGUUCUUAAAAAUACGAUCCAUAUAUUAUUGCUGUUACAGGUGUGAGACCAUCGCUAUCUUUACCUUCCCUUCCUGCAAUGGUUUCUAAUUUUACUGGACGUCAAAGCGAAUGUGAGGAGAUUACUGGUCACGUGACUUCUAAAUCUACCCGGCUCGUAUCUAUCUGGGGUUCACCUGGAUUCGGAAAAACAUCGAUUGCGAUUGCGGUGGGACACGAUCUUCAGUCUAAAGGAAUGCCGGUCUGUUGGCUUUCAUUACGUGAACUGAAGUCCAAAACAGAUCUCGUUUCAAAGCUUCUAAGCUUUGUUAAGCCAUCGGUCAGAAAUGACCAUCCAUCCUUUUCGCAUCCAUCCCUUGAAGAUCAGCUUUGUCUUCUUUUAAGCGAAAUUUCCGAUCGAUCUAUUUUUAUUCUUGAUAAUGCUGAUAAUUUAUUAGAAGAUGGCGAGCCAGGCGUGAAGAAAGAGGUCAUAGAACUUUUGAAAGAAAUUCUCAGGCGAAGUGAGGCGACCAUAUUUGCUUUAACAACGAGAGAAUCGCUAGGUUUUCUGAAUGUGGAUUUGCAAGGUCACCAGAGUGUAAGGAUUAGACCAUUGGAUGAAGACUCUGCAAAGACUUUAGUAAAAGCCCUUCUUCCAACAGCAACUUCUUCAGAUUGUACACGAAUCUUGCAAAUCUGUGGAUUUGUACCCUUUGCAAUAAAGUUAUUGUGUUCCUCAAUUUCUGAAGGUGGGGCUCAACCAAGCCAAUAUCUCGAUGAAUUCAUACAGUUCGCCUCCACAGCGAGUAUCGCCGAGAUGUUAGACAGGCCAGAUUACCCAGACGAGUACAGAUUACAGUCUCUUUUUGAGUUAUCUUUUGAGAGGCUCACUGCACAGGAGAAAAAAGCACUAGUGUCAUUGAGUAUUCUUCCAGAGAAUUUUGGUACGGAGGUCGCUGCUGUUGUUUUAGACGAAAAAAAUCUUCAGGCCAAGAAGUUAUUGCACGGCCUUCGGAGGAAGUCCCUUCUUGAUAUAGAUAUGAAACAACAGGUAUUUACGAUGCACAAGCUGCUACAAUCAUUUGCAAGAGAAAAAGGAGGAAAUGAAAUGAAAGACACGGUCCUUAAAUCAAAGGACAGAUUGAACGCGUUUUACGUGUCACUUUUUCAGAAGCUAAAUGAGCAGUUUCUGACUGGUCAUUCAAUGAUGGCGUUUCUUAAAUUCUAUGAAGAUGAGCAAAGUAUUAUUCAAAGCCUUUUAAAUAGGCUUGCGAAUGCGAAGACAGCUAGCACUGUUUUUGAUGUGUUAUCUAAGGGAGAGUUGUUUCUUGCUACUCUUUUUUUUAAUGAAGCAUCAACCUUUAACAAGAUAUACGAUUCAGCAAUUGAGGCUACGAAGAGAUUUGAGGACAACGAGUCUUACAGUCGAUUACUUGUUUCAAAGGCGUUUGGAGAAGUAUGUUGGGGUGCAAGGGGAAAUACGGUGCAGUUGCUUUGUAGAGCAAAGGAAGCUGAAGCUGAAGCACUGCCUUCAAUUUCUUUGUCACAACUACAAGGAAAACGUCUGUGUUAUUUAGGUAUCAACCAGCUUGUUAACGGCAAUACGGAAGAUGGAAUUCGGAAUUUGCAAGACGCACUUCAGAUGUUUGAUGGAAGUCCAGAUCAGAAAAGUCUUACGCUCAUUACUCUACAAAUUCUUGCAAUAUUUUCCCCAUUUCAAAAGACUUCGACGGAAUUAAAUCAAUUACCUUGCAAUGCAGCGGAAGAUACAGAACAACUGCCGUUGUUAUCUUUAAAACAAGGGGAAGGAAGGAAACUUAGCAAUGUGACAGAAAAUCAAAGAGGUGUUAUCGACGUUUCUGACAACCCUUUAAAACUGGAAAUGAUUUUUAUCGUAAGCCACACCAUGCAGAAUUUCUUUGAUGCUGACACUAAACAACAGUUCACAAAUAUUUUACAUGACAUGCUGAGCGAGAUCGAAAGAGAGGAGCACAUCUCUGUAGGUGUCUGUAAAUUUCAUAGGCAGCUUCUGUCUGUUUUAGAUAAAAUGGAAGAUACCACAUUACAAUGUGAAAUGAGAAUUAGUUUCCAUCAAAAAGCUCUGGAUCGGUGUAGUGAAAAAACACUCUCGUACCAGGUACACAAGGAAGCACUUGCAGCGUACUACGAAGACCUUGCAAAAACUUAUCAUUCACUUGGAAACUUCAACGCAGCACUAGAUUCUUAUCAGCAUGCACUUGAUAUCCGCCUUAAACUGUUUGGAGAAGAACACGUACUCACUGCUAAUAGUUAUCAUAACCUUCGCACCACUCAACACUCACUUGGAAACUUCACCGCAGCAAUAGAUUCUGCACAACAUGCACUUGACAUCCGCCUUAAACUGUUUGGAGAAGACCACGCAAGCACUGCUGAUAGUUAUCAUAACCUUGCAGAUACUCAACAUUCUCUUGGAAACUUCAACGCAGCACUAGAUUCUGAACAGCAUGCACUUGAUAUCCGCCUUAAACUGUUUGGAGAAGAACACGCAGACACUGUUGAUAGUUAUUCUAGCCUUGGCAUCACUCAACAUUCACUUGGAAACUUCAACGCAGCACUAGAUUCUGCACAGCAUGCACUUGACAUCCGCCUUAAACUGUUUGGAGAAGAACACGCAAGCACUGCUGAUAGUUAUCAUAACCUUAGCCCCACUCAUCAUUCACUUCGAAACUUCACCGCAGCAGUAGAUUCUGCACAGCAUGCACUUAACAUCCGCCUUAAACUGUUUGGAGAAGAACACGUAGUCACUGCUGAUAGUUAUCAUAGCCUUGGCAUCACUCAACAUUCACUUGGAAACUUCAGCGCAGCACUAGAUUCUGCACAGCAUGCACUUGACAUCCGCCUUAAACUGUUUGGAGAAGAACACGCAAGCACUGCUAAUAGUUAUCAUAACCUUGGAGCUACUCAACAUUCUCUUGGAAACUUCAACGCAGCACUAGAUUCUGAACAGCAUGCACUUGACAUCCGCCUUAAACUGUUUGGAGAAGAACACGCAGACACUGUUAAUAGUUAUUAUAGCCUUGGCAUCACUCAACAUUCACUUGGAAACUUCAACGCAGCACUAGAUUCUAAACAGCAUGCACUUGACAUCCGCCUUAAACUGUUUGGAGAAGAACACGCAGACACUGUUAAUAGUUAUUAUAGCCUUGGCAUCACUCAACAUUCACUUGGAAACUUCAACGCAGCACUAGAUUCUGCACAGCAUGCACUUGACAUCCGCCUUAAACUGUUUGGAGAAGAACACGCAAGCACUGCUGAUAGUUAUCAUAACCUUGCAGAUACUCAACAUUCUCUUGAAAACUUCAACGCAGCACUACAUUCUGCACAGCAUGCACUUAACAUCCGCCUUAAACUGUUUGGAGAAGAACACGUAGUCACUGCUGAUAGUUAUCAUAGCCUUGGCAUCACUCAACAUUCACUUGGAAACUUCAGCGCAGCACUAGAUUCUGCACAGCAUGCACUUGACAUCCGCCUUAAACUGUUUGGAGAAGAACACGCAAGCACUGCUGAUAGUUAUCAUAACCUUGGAGCUACUCAACAUUCUCUUGGAAACUUCAACGCAGCACUAGAUUCUAAACAGCAUGCACUUGACAUCCGCCUUAAACUGUUUGGCGAAGAACACGCAGACACUGUUAAUAGUUAUUAUAGCCUUGGCAUCACUCAACAUUCACUUGGAAACUUCAACGCAGCACUAGAUUCUAAACAGCAUGCACUUGACAUCCGCCUUAAACUGUUUGGCGAAGAACACGCAGACACUGUUAAUAGUUAUUAUAGCCUUGGCAUCACUCAACAUUCACUUGGAAACUUCAACGCAGCACUAGAUUCUGCACAGCAUGAACUUGACAUCCGCCUUAAACUGUUUGGAGAAGACCACGCAAGCACUGCUGAUAGUUAUCAUAACCUUGCAGAUACUCAACAUUCUCUUGGAAACUUCAACGCAGCACUAGAUUCUGAACAGCAUGCACUUGACAUCCGCCUUAAACUGUUUGGAGAAGAACACGCAGACACUGCUAAUAGUUAUUAUAGCCUUGGCAUCACUCAACAUUUACUUGGAAACUUCAACGCAGCACUAGAUUCUGCACAGCAUGCACUUGACAUCCGCCUUAAACUGUUUGGAGAAGAACACGCAGACACUGCUAAUAGUUAUCAUAACCUUGGAACCACUCAACAUUCACUUGAAAACUUCAACGCAGCACUAGAUUCUGCACAGCAUGCACUUGACAUCCGCCUAAAACUGUUCGGAGAAGAACACGUAGUCACUGCUGAUAGUUAUCAUAACCUUAGCACCACUCAACAUUCACUUCGAAACUUCAACGCAGCGCUAGAUUCUGCAAAGCAUGCACUUAACAUCCGCCUUAAACGGUUUGGAGAAGAACACGUAGUCAGUGCUGAUAGUUAUCAUAGCCUUGGCAUCACUCAACAUUUACUUGGAAACUUCAACGCAGCGCUAGAUUCUGCAAAGCAUGCACUUAACAUCCGCCUUAAACUGUUUGGAGAAGAACACGUAGUCAGUGCUGAUAGUUAUCAUAGCCUUGGCAUCACUCAACAUUCACUUGGAAACUUCAACGCAGCACUAGAUUCUGCACAGCAUGCACUUGACAUCCGCCUUAAACUGUUUGGAGAAGAACACGCAAGCACUGCUGAUAGUUAUCAUAACCUUGGAACCACUCAACAUUCACUUGGAAACUUCAGCGCAGCACUAGAUUCUGCACAGCAUGCACUUGACAUCCGCCUUAAACUGUUUGGAGAAGAACACGCAAGCACUGCUAAUAGUUAUCAUAACCUUGGCACCACUCAACAUUCACUUGGAAACUUCAACGCAGCACUAGAUUCUACACAGCAUGCACUUGACAUCCGCCUUAAACUGUUUGGAGAAGACCACUCAGCCACUGCUGAUAGUUAUCUCACACUUGGCACCACUCAGCAUUUACUUGAAAACUUCAACGCAGCACUAGAUUCUUCACAGCAUGCACUUGACAUCAGCCUUAAACUGUUUGGAGAUGAACACGCAGGCACUGCUGAUAGUUAUCAUAACCUUGGAACCACUCAACAUUCACUUGAAAACUUCAACGCAGCACUAGAUUCUGCACAGCAUGCACUUGACAUCCGCCUAAAACUGUUCGGAGAAGAACACGUAGUCACUGCUGAUAGUUAUCAUAACCUUAGCACCACUCAACAGUCACUUCGAAACUUCACCGCAGCACUAGAUUCUGCAAAGCAUGCACUUAACAUCCGCCUUAAACUGUUUGGAGAAGAACAGAAGUGACUGCUGAUAGUUAUCAUAGUCUUGGCAUCACUCAACAUUCACUUGAAAACUUCAACGCAGCACUAGAUUCUAAACAGCAUGCACUUGACAUCCGCCUUAAACUGUUUGGAGAAGAACACGCAGACACUGUUGAUAGUUAUUAUAGCCUUGGCCUCACUCAACAUUCACUUGGAAACUUCAAACAGCACUAGAUUCUGCACAUCAUGCACUUGACAUCCGCCUUAAACUGUUUGGAGAAGAACACGCAAGCACUGCUGAUAGUUAUCAUAACCUUGGAGCUACUCAACAUUCUCUUGGAAACUUCAACGCAGCACUAGAUUCUGAACAGCAUGCACUUGACAUCCACCUUAAACUGUUUGGAGAAGAACAUGUAGUCACUGCUGAUAGUUAUCAUAGCCUUGGCAUCGCUCAACAUUUACUUGGAAAGUUCAACGCAGCACUAGAUUCUGAACAGCAUGCACUUGACAUCCGCCUUAAACUGUUUGGAGAAGAACACGCAAGCACUGCUGAUAGUAAUCAUAACCUUGGAACCACUCAACAUUCACUUGGAAACUUCAACGCAGCACUAGAUUCUGCACAGCAUGCACUUGACAUCCGCCUUAAACUGUUUGGAGAAGAACACGCAAGCACUGCUGAUAGUUAUCAUAACCUUGGAACCACUCAACAUUCACUUGGAAACUUCAACGCAGCACUAGAUUCUGCACAGCAUGCACUUGACAUCCGCCUUAAAAUGUUUGGAGAAGAACACGCAAGCACUGCUGAUAGUUAUCAUAACCUUGGCAUCACUCAACAUUCACUUGGAAACUUCAACGCAGCACUAGAUUCUGCACAGCAUGCACUUGACAUCCGCCUUAAACUGUUUGGAGAAGAACACGCAAGCACUGCUGACAGUUAUCAUAACCUUAGCACCACUCAACAUUCACUUCGAAACUUCACCGCAGCACUAGAUUCUGCACAGCAUGCACUUGACAUCCGCCUUAAACUGUUCGGAGAAGAACACGGAGUCACUGCUAAUAGUUAUCAUAACCUUAGCACCACUCAACAUUCACUUCGAAACUUCACCGCAGCACUAGAUUCUGCAAAGCAUGCACUUAACAUCCGCCUUAAACUGUUUGGAGAAGAACACGUAGUCACUGCUGAUAGUUAUUAUAGUCUUGGCAUCCUUCAAUAUUCACUUGGAAACUUCAACGCAGCACUAGAUUCUGCACAGCAUGCACUUGACAUCCGCCUUAAACUGUUCGGAGAAGAACACGGAGUCACUGCUAAUAGUUAUCAUAACCUUAGCACCACUCAACAUUCACUUCGAAACUUCACCGCAGCACUAGAUUCUGCAAAGCAUGCACUUAACAUCCGCCUUAAACUGUUUGGAGAAGAACACGCAAGCACUGGUGAUAGUUAUCAUAACCUUGGAGCUACUCAACAUUCUCUUGGAAACUUCAACGCAGCACUAGAUUCUGCAGAGCAUGCACUUGACAUCCACCUUAAACUGUUUGGAGAAGAACACGUAGUCACUGCUGAUAGUUAUCAUAGCCUUGGCAUCACUCAACAUUUACUUGGAAACUUCAUCGCAGCACUAGAUUCUAAACAGCAUGCACUUGACAUCCGCCUUAAACUGUUUGGAGAAGAACACGCAGACACUGUUAAUAGUUAUUAUAGCCUUGGCAUCACUCAACAUUCACUUGGAAACUUCAACGCAGCACUAGAUUCUGCACAGCAUGCACUUGACAUCCGCCUUAAACUGUUUGGAGAGGAACACGUAGUCACUGCUGAUAGUUAUCAUAGCCUUGGCAUCACUCAACAUUCACUUCGAAACUUCACCGCAGCACUAGAUUCUGCAAAGCAUGCACUUAACAUCCGCCUUAAACUGUUUGGAGAAGAACACGUAGUCAGUGCUGAUAGUUAUCAUAGCCUUGGCAUCACUCAACAUUCACUUGGAAACUUCAACGCAGCGCUAGAUUCUGCACAGCAUGCACUUGACAUCCGCCUUAAACUGUUUGGAGAGGAACACGUAGUCACUGCUGAUAGUUAUCAUAGCCUUGGCAUCACUCAACAUUCACUUGGAAACUUCAGCGCAGCACCAGAUUCUGCACAGCAUGCACUUGACAUCCGCCUUAAACUGUUUGGAGAAGAACACGUAGUCACUGCUGAUAGUUAUCAUAGCCUUGGCAUCACUCAACAUUUACUUGGAAACUUCAACGCAGCACUAGAUUCUAAACAGCAUGCACUUGACAUCCGCCUUAAACUGUUUGGAGAAGAACACGCAGACACUGUUGAUAGUUAUUAUAGCCUUGGCCUCAAUAAACAUUCACUUGGAAACUUCAAACAUCACUAG